UUAUAAAUAAUCAUGUUAGCAUAGAGGUCUAUCUAUUAAUAUCUAACCAAUUCGAUAAAAAAUAGUACCUAUCGUGGCUAUUUCUUAGAAUGAGCACUAUUUUAAUUUUAUUAGUACCACAAAAAAAAAACAUUUAUUUUCUACAAAUCAUUCGUUAAAUUAAAUAUUUAUACGAUUAUAAGACGCUGCACAAAUGAGCGAGGUAGUAAUGCAUGAUUUACAUGUUAUGUUAUGUAUUUAUAAUGUAUAUAUCAAAUAAAUGUAGCAGUAUACUUCAUUAAGUAGGUGCCUACUGCUUUUAAUUUUUUAAUUUCAACUUAGGUUAUUAAAACUCAUUUAAGAGGCCAUCACAGUUCCAUCGUAACGAGUCUCGCCGUGUUUUCAACAAUAAUUCAGUGAUAAGAAUAUGUAAUAUAUAAGUAUUAACUUCAAGAAAUUUCAUUGUUCCAAAGUCCACUUCCUGCACCAUACACGUGCAGGCUGACUGUAAACCAAUACAGUAUAGUAUAUUAUUUAAUACAUUUUAGUGGCAAAUGUACAUAGUAAUAAAUUACCAAAUUGAUCAAAAAUUAAAUUUUAAUGUACAGCGUACAUUUUAUUAAUUGUAAACAUUGGGUGUUUUGAUUUUAGCUACCUAACCUUUAAGUUCAAAUUUAAAAUCCAUAUACUUUUGUAAAGUACUUAUACUUACUAUCCACGCAGUCACUAAAAUAAAAUCCCGUACAGGAUAAGCUAAUAUUAAUAUAAAUAUAAAUUAAUAUAAAUCAGCUAAAUAUUUUAUAAAUGUAAAAAAUAAUUAAUACGUAUAAUUGAAUAAUUAUUAGGGACAUAAUUUUUAAACAUUGAUAUUUUUAUACUAUAUUAGGCCACAAGCGUGUUGUUUAAAAUUACUAAAGCACAUAAUAAGUAUAUUAAUAUUAUUAUUAGGUAUAUAAUAAGUAAUAACACAACUGCAUUAGUUGUUGGAAUGUGUGGGUUUUUUUAAUUUUUUUCUUUUUUCGGACGACGACGUCGCAGCGCCGAUGUAACUGUUGUCUGGACAUGGUGAUAAAAUCGAUUUUCCAGACGUUCAACCCCACCGUGGAAACCGGUCCCGAUCGGAUAAUCAGCCGACACAAGUACGACGACGGUUUCAUGCCCGACUAUCCUGCGCCGGUUAUCGGCCACGACGGCGAGUGGGUCAAGCCGACCGAAGACGACGACGACGACUGGAACGUCCCCACAGCCGAUUACGUGGACAACGGUACCGGCGGCAAGGGCGGUGCCGGUGGUACGAGUGGCAAGGACGGUGCUGGUGGUGCCAGUGGCGAUAGUGGUAAGGGCGGUUCCAGCGGUACGAGUGGUGACGGUGGCGGACAUCGUCGGCUGCAGGGAUACUCCAUCCAGCAACACAAAUGCGACGCGGCCACUGUCGGUGCCGCCGCUGCGGCCAAGCGUCCCGGCCCGACGAUGCGGCACGACGAUUAUCGACCUUUUUCGGAUUUCGUAGUCAGCCUGCUGGAAACGGUUCAGUUGACGCCCCGCGCUCUGCUGAAAAAGUCCAAAAACAAAGCCGGUGGCGGCGGUGAAGCGCGGGAGGCGAAGACGACGACCGAGGAGCCGGAAAUCGGCGGCGACAUCGCGAGAACGUGAUAUGUUAACUCGGAGGUGGACGUGGGUGAGCAUAAUGACACGCGGGACAAACCAUAUAUCGAAAUAUUGUUUUUAUAUAGGCCUUUCUUCGAGUAACAUAAUACUAUAUAUAUAUAUUAUACUCAGGAGUCGUGCCAGUUUACAAAAAAACGAACUAUUUUUCGCUCGCAACUCUCAAAAAGUUUCAAUAUACCUAUAUAUUAGUAAUUUUUAAUUAUAUUUAAUGUUAACAUACAUGCGUAACGCGAUUAACGUGUUCGUAUAACGUACGUUUUAGUUAAGUGUAUUUUAUGGUAGCUUUAUACAUACACAUUUUAUUAUAAGUGAUAUUUUAGUAAAAACAAAAAGAUUAAGUUAAUUUUUUCAAUGUAAUCUUCUUUUGCUGCACGAAAAUAAUAAAGGUGUAGUUGUUUCGGUGCUCUAGCCAAUUACAUUAUAGGUACAACACGAACGAAACUUUAAUUUAUCUAACAUUUUAACAUUGUAUUCAAGUUUAAACUCUGAGAUUUGAACGUACGAGUAUAUACAAAAAAUAUAUAGGUAUUAUGUACAACGGAAAAAAUUAACUUAUCUUUUAAUUUAUUUUUGCGUUUAUUUAUUUAAUUUUCGGCUUGAAGGCCACGGCGAAUAAAGUAUAAUAUGAAUAUUUUAAUAUUUUGAAUGAACUGUAAGUCGUGCUGAUUCGCACGGACUACUGGCGCAUUUACUAUAUUAUAUUAUUUUGUUUAUGUUGAAAAGUUCGAGAGAAAAAACAAUCAACAUCCCGAUGUUUGUUCGAUACGUCAUACUAUAUAAUAUACCACGAUGCACAUUUAAUUUAAGUCAGUAUACUAUUAUUAUAUCUGCACUCUGGUGUAUGUAUAAUAGUUGUCACAUUGUUAUUAUAAUUUCUGGUUUUUUAUAUACUAACCCGGUCUGUGCGAUUAUUUCCUAUUUUAAAUUAUUUACAUUUGUAAUAUUAUAUUUCGUAUACAUUACUAGCUUAUUCAUAUUACUUUACUGUUUGAAAAUAAAACAAUCGAGAAAU
This is a messenger RNA of Aphis gossypii (cotton aphid), 2659 nucleotides long. RefSeq lists its product as uncharacterized. The record is from RefSeq and is a predicted model, not a curated record. Bases 1042 to 1632 code for a protein of 196 amino acids. The transcript has a single exon. NCBI's taxonomy places the organism in Eukaryota, Metazoa, Arthropoda, Insecta, Hemiptera, Aphididae.